UCUGCACGCAUGGAGCUAGAAGACAAGGUUAAGCCUCCCGCCGAGCCCAAAGACGACGCAAUGGGGUCCCUUCCCGAGCCGGAUGACAAGGUCAUGGCCCUCGCCGAGCCCGAGGCCGAGCUGGUGCGCCCGCCGCUCUGCGUCCGCCAAGCCUCGUUCAUGGCGCCCGAGGCGCUGCCGGCGCCAGACGCCGACAUCCCGAGCGUCUACUCGGAGAUGCACUUUAAAGGCAUGCAAGACCCGUACUCGACGUCGGCCAACGUGUUUAUGAGCACACUCAACGCCGCCUCCAUCGACACGAUGCUCAGCGGCGGCCUCAAAAAGUUCUUUGAAAAGUACAACAAGCUCGCCGAGACGACGAAUCUGCAGCUGCAGACGCCCGAGAUCCGCUUCAACAACCUCGCGUUCUCGGCGCAAACCAGCGCCAAUUCGCUCGCGUCCGGCACGGUGGGCAGCUACCUCCGAGAGCUCUUCCUUCCGUGCUGCUGCAAGCCGCCGAGCGUCGAGAAGACCGUGCUGCACCCCAUGUCCGGCAUCAUUCCGCCCGGCAGCAUGACCUUGCUCUUGGCCAGUCCGGGCUCGGGCAAGACGACGUUUCUCAAGGCGCUCGCCAACAAGCUGCCGACGAAGCGCACCAAGAUCGACGGCAGCGUCACGUACAGCGGCCUCACAGCGGACCAGCUCGACCUCCGCAAGCUCGUGGGACUCGUGGACCAGCGCGACAACCACAUUGCGACCAUGACCGUGCGUGAGACGCUCAAGUUUGCCGACCAGUGCCUCAACGGCCACCCGAAGAAGAAGAAGAAGGCGGGGUCGUCGUCGCCGACCAAGUCGGAGGACAAGAUGGCCGACAUUGCCAACUUGCGGACGGAGCUCUAUCUCUACAUCCUCGGGCUCUCCAAUUGCGCCGACACGGUCGUCGGCGACGCGCUUCUGCGAGGCGUGAGCGGCGGCGAGCGCAAGCGCGUGACCGUCGGCGAGAUGCUCGUCGGCGGCCAAAGCAUUUUCCUCUGCGACGAGAUCAGCACGGGUCUGGACUCGGCUGCCACCUUUGACAUUGUCAACGCACUCAAGACAUGGACGAAAACGCUCGGCGGCAGCUGCAUUGUGGCCUUGUUGCAGCCACCCCCCGAGGUCGUCGAGCUCUUUGAUGAUAUUCUGCUGCUCGCCGACGGGCAUCUGGUGUACCACGGGCCUCGCACGUCGACGCUGCCGUACUUCCAGACGCUCGGGUUCGUGUGCCCGACGCGCACCGACCCGUCGGACUUUUUGCUCGAAGUCGUCGCGGGCAGCGGCGCCAAGUACUUCAACUUGGACCACCCGACGCCGGCGCCAAGCUCGUCCGAGGAGUUUGGCAAGGCCUUUGCCGCGUCGGCUCUGCACGCGGCCGUGCGCCUGCGCCUCACGAACGGCGAGCUGCUCCACGACGUGACCAGCGUCAAGCGGCUCGCUUUUCUGGCGCGCAAGGCCAAGAUGUUCAGCCUCGCGUUCUGGGAGAGCACAAAGCUCCUCACAUCGCGUCAAGUCAUUUUCUGGGCGCGCGACAAGGAGCUUCUGUGGGGCAAGCUCAUUGAAGCGUGCGCGGAAGGGCUUCUUCUCGGCAUCAUCUACCUCGACGUGGAUGGAUCGCUGUACAUGCGCAUGCUCUUCUUCUGCAUUGCGAUCUUCCAGCGCCACGCAUGGCAGCGCAUUACGAUCUCGUUUGGCGUCCGCAGCGUCUUUUACAAGCAGCGGUCGCGCAAUUUCUUCCGGACGUCGUCGUACGCGGUCGCCGAGGCCGUCGUCCAGAUCCCGAUCAACCUCGUCGUCUCCGGCAUCCUCGGCACAAUUUUUUACUUUAUGAGCGGCCUCUCGACCGAGACGUCCGUCUUCUUUACGUUUCUCGCGGUCCUCGUCGUCUUCCAGCACGCGAUCGCGGCGUACUUUACGCUCUUAAGCUCGAUCGCACCGACGAUCACGAUCGCGCAGUCGUUGGCGGCCUGCUCCGUCGUCUUCUUCCUCCUCUUCUCGGGCAACAUCAUCCUCUCGGACCUCAUUCCGUCGUAUUGGCGCUGGAUGUACUGGUACAACCCGCUCGCGUGGGCGCUCCGGGCCAUCAUGCUCAACGAGUUUGGCAGUUCGCGGUACACGCCGGCGGCCCGGGCCGCGAGCCUCGACGCGUUCCAGAUCCGCGAAGGCGACGAGUACAUUGGGUACGGUCUCUUGCUGCUGCUCGGCUACUAUCUCCUCUUCACCUGCUUGAACGCACUCGCGCUGCACUUUAUUCGGUACGACUCCCAAGUGCGCCCGGCGACGGCGCCGCCAAAAGCGCUGGCGUCCGAUGCGAGAGCCCUCGCGAUUGACGCGGCGCCGACGCAGCUCCCGUUCUACCCCGCGCGCAUUGCAGUCCGCGACUUGGACUACUUUGUGACGCUUCCGACGGGUGAAGAGCGACAGCUUUUGCACCACGUGACGGCCGCGUUCGAGCCGGGCACGAUGACGGCGCUCAUGGGCUCGUCCGGCGCCGGCAAGACGACGUUUAUGGACGUUCUCGCGGGCCGCAAGACGGGUGGCCGUAUCCUCGGCGACGUCUAUAUCAACGGCGAGCCGAAAAACCCCGCGACGUUCAGCUGCAUUGCCAGCUACUGCGAGCAAAUGGACAUCCACUCGGAGAAGGCGACGAUCCGCGAGGCGCUCGAGUUCUCGGCGUUUCUGCGGCUGCCGCAGACAUUCGAGAACGACGCCAAGCUCAGCUUGGUGCGCGAAACCUUGACGCUCCUCGAGCUCGACAAGAUUGCGCACGAGCGCGUCCUGAACUUGAGCGUCGAGCAGAAGAAGCGCGUCACGAUCGGUGUCGAAGUGGUGGCCAACCCGAGCAUCUUGUUUUGGACGAGCCGACCUCGGGGUUGGACGCGCGCUCAGCGCAGAUCGUCAUGCGCGGCGUCCAGUCGAUCGCGCGCACAGGCCGCACGGUCGUGUGCACGAUCCACCAGCCGAGCAUCCAGAUCUUUGAGCUCUUCGACUCGCUCCUUUUGCUUCAAAAAGGCGGUCACGUCGCGUUCUGCGGCGAGCUCGGCGCCGACUCGCAGAAGCUGCUCGAGUACUUUCACUCGAUUCCAGGCACCGAGAAGAUCCAGCCGCUCUACAACCCAGCGACGUACAUGCUCGAGGUCAUUGGUGCUGGCAUUGGCCGCAAGGACAUCAAGAACUACGCGGAUGUCUAUGCCAGCAGCGACCUCUGCGCCAGUAACCGCGACAAGGUCGAGCGGUUCAUGGCCGUCUCGCCGGACCUCGUGACGUUUUCAUCGCUCGCGUUCCAGCCGAUCGCGACGAGUCUUUGGAACCAGACGCGCUGGCUCACGCACCGGACCGUCCACAUGUACUGGCGCAGUCCCGCAUACAACUUUGUGCGGCUCGUCUCGUACCCGAUCUUCGCCGUCAUCUUUGGGAGCACGUUCUACCAGCUGCCGUUUGGCUCCAUGGCGCGCGUCAACUCACACGUCGGCCUCCUCUACAACAGCAUGGACUUCAUUGGCGUCAUCAACAUGAUGACGGUGCUGGACAUGGCCACGGCCGAGCGCGCCGUCUACUACCGCGAGCGCAUGUCCAACUACUACAGCCCACUGCCAUACUCGGCGUCCUUGCUGCUGGCGGAGAUGCCGUACCUGCUCACCGUCAUCAUUAGCUUUGUCGCGAUCGAGUACUGGAUGGUCGGCUGGUACAACGACGCGGCGACGUUCUUUUUUUUCUGGUUCAUCUUCUUCGUCUACACGUCGCUGUGCACCUUCAUGGGCAUGUGGAUGGCCGUGCUCAUGCCCAACAUCAAGGUCGCCAACGUCGCCGUCGGCGCGAUCACGUGCAUCUUUAACCUCUUUGGCGGCUUCCUCCUCCCGUUCGUGCGCAUGAAGUGGGGCUACAAGUGGCUCACGUGGAUCAUUCCCUCGAGCUACUCGCUCAACGUCCUCGUCGGACUCGUCAUUGGGCGAUGCGAAGAUGGCGUCGGCCCCGGCUGCCGCUCGAUCACGGUCGGCGGCAAGCCCACAACCGUCAAGUCGUUCAUCAUCGCUCGGUUUGGCUAUGAUCCGGCCGAGAUUUACUCGAGCAGCGGCGCGCUCCUCAUCGAAUGGGCGCUGCUCCAAGCGUUCAUCUACCUCACCUUGCGCUUCGUGUGCCACCUCAAGCGCUAAUCGUCGUCUCUCUUCCAUUGUUGCAAUCUACUACAGGAGACCUAGAUUCAGUUAAGUACUCUGAAUGAAUGA
Molecule: messenger RNA, 4238 nt
Organism: Saprolegnia parasitica CBS 223.65
Lineage: Eukaryota; Oomycota; Saprolegniomycetes; Saprolegniales; Saprolegniaceae
Exons: 5
Coding region: 10-3276 (1088 amino acids)
Cellular component (GO): membrane
Molecular function (GO): ATP hydrolysis activity; ATP binding; ABC-type transporter activity
Source: RefSeq, a predicted model, not a curated record